AUGGAAGAGAGGUCUAUUAAAGGAAGUCAAAUUGGAUCUAAGGAGAUUUCUCAAGAUAGUCAAAAGGUGACCUCUCCCUUGAUUUGUGGUUACUGUGGAAAGGCCAACCACACCGAGGAUGCUUGUUGGCGAAAAGGGGGGAAAUGUCUAAUUUGUGGAAGCAGUGAGCAUCAAGUGAGCACUUGUCCGAGGAGGCAUCUACGUGAGGGUAGUACUCAGUCACUGGAUGGGACUAAAGCAAAACCGACGAAAGAAAAAGUGAACCGAACAAAUGUACCGGCCAAAGCAUAUGCAUUAGACAACCGAACGGUUCCUGACUCGCCUGAGGCUAAUGAAGGUGGGCUAUAUCUCAUGGAAAUUGACCGACUAUUGCGUCCUGGUGGAUACUGGGUGUUGUCUGGACCACCUAUUGGUUGGAAAAUCAGCUACAAGGGUUGGGAAAGAAAGGCCAGUGAUCUUGAAAUGGAGCAAAAAAAAUUGGAAGAUCUUGCCAGAAGGUUGUGCUGGAAAAAGAUUCGAGAGAGUGGUCCAAUAGCAGUGUGGCAAAAGCCUACUAAUCACCUUCACUGUGCCUCAAAAUUAAAGACUUGGAAAGCACCUAAGUUCUGUGUUGAUGACUAUCCUGAUCAUGGCUGGUACAUGAAGAUGGAAGCGUGCAUUACUCCUCUUCCAAAGGUGGAACAUAUACGCCAUACAUCUGGAGGGUCCCUUGAGAAGUGGCCUAAAAGGUUAAAAACUGUUCCACCAAGGAUAAGAAGUGCUACAAUUGAAGGGAUUACAACAAAAACCUUCGAUGAGGAUAAUCAGCUCUGGAAAAGAAGGGUUUCGUACUAUGGGAGUGUUCUCAAAUAUCUGAAUCGUGGAAGAUAUAGGAAUAUCAUGGACAUGAACUCAGGCUUAGGAGGUUUUGCAGCUGCUCUUUCACAGUAUCCAGUUUGGGUCAUGAAUGUGGUUCCUUAUCAUGCAAAGAAUAACACACUUGGUAUUGUCUACGAACGUGGCUUAGUUGGAACCUACAUGAACUGGUGUGAGCCCUUCUCCACAUAUCCAAGAACUUAUGAUCUAAUACAUGCAGAUGGUUUGUUUAGCAUGUAUAUGGACAAGUGUGAAAUACUUGACAUUCUUUUUGAGAUGUAUAGGAUUCUUCGGCCAGAAGGGGCCAUUAUUAUAAGAGAUCAUGUUGACGUCAUUGUGAAGAUAACAAAAGUUACGGAUAGGAUGAAAUGGAACAGUAAGAUUUCACACAAUGAAAUCAGCUCUUUCCAUCCUGAGAAGAUAUUGUUUAUUGAUAACUCUCAUCAAUAAUGUCUUGCUAAUUAUACUUCUUAUCUGUCUUAUUAUUCAUGCAAUAUCUUGAUGAAGUGAAGAAUAUCACAGCAUUAUCUUCUGUA
Coffea eugenioides is the source of this 1391-nucleotide messenger RNA. Its product is annotated as probable methyltransferase PMT18. The transcript has 5 exons. Gene Ontology annotation, cellular component: cytoplasm; trans-Golgi network; endosome. The coding region runs from base 1 to 1305 and encodes 434 amino acids. Lineage: Eukaryota; Viridiplantae; Streptophyta; Magnoliopsida; Gentianales; Rubiaceae. The record is from RefSeq and is a predicted model, not a curated record. Gene Ontology annotation, molecular function: nucleic acid binding; zinc ion binding; methyltransferase activity.